GUAAAUAUAAACAUACCCCUACUGUAACCGCGCCUCUUUAUGCAAAUGCGAACACUCCAUGUGUUUUAGCCACGCCCCUUUAUGCAAAUAUAGAGUCGGUGCGCUGCGUCAUAGACAUGCCGCUCGGUGAUUGGUGGGGCAGGUCACGUGAAUUGCCGGAAGCGGCGCCGCAUCUCGGCGGGUUCGGGAUCCCUCAGCUCGGGCCGGGUUCCCCCGAGGCCCCCGAAUCCCCCGAGUCCCCCGAGUUCCCGCGAUGGCGGAGGGCGGCCCGCGGCGGCUGCGGCCCUGGCUGUUGGCGCAGCUGCACAGCGGUCGCUUCCCGGGACUGCAGUGGGACGACGCGGCGCAAACGGCGCUGAGGAUCCCCUGGGCCCACGGCGGGCGGAGCGGGGCCAAGGAGAGCGCGGGGGCGGCGCUCUGUAAGGCGUGGGCGGAAUACAAGGGGCGGGUCCGACCCGGGGACCCCCCUGACCCCGCGGGCUGGAAGACGCGACUCCGCUGCGCCCUGGCCCGGAGCCCCGAGUUCCGAGAGGUGCCGGGCCGGGGCCGUCCCGACGGGCCCAACCCCUACCGCGUGUACCGGCUGCUGCCCGCUCGCAUGCCAAAGCCCCCCAAGGCCCAGCACAGCCAGAAGGAGGCAGGGCUGAGCCCUACGGAGCCUCUCCCACCGACCCCACCCUCUGAGACCCCAGAGGGGGCCCAGGAUGACGAAGACCCCGCUGUGGCCCCGCCCUCGGAGGUGCUGCCCCUGCGAAUCGAGGUGGAGAGCACAGAACCCCUCCCCACUGCUCACGGAGACUCAGCGCUGCUGCUGCGCCUGCGCCGCGGCCCCGCCCUGGCCUGGCAGGGGGUGCUGCCACCUGGAGAGUACCUGCUCAGUCCUCCGGGCAGCCAGGGGGCGCCACCGCCGCUGCCGCGCCUGGUGCUUCCGGCAAGGGCGGGGCUGGGCCGGGGGCUCCUGCUCAGCAGCGCCCCCCGCGGGCUGUUUCUGCGCAUGCGCCCCGGGGACGGCCACGCCCUCGGCAUAGUGCGGGGCCCGCACGCGCCGCACGGGCCGCUCCAGCAGGGGGCGCUGCUGCAGCCGUUCGACGCACGGCGCUUCCGGGAGGAGCUGGAGCUGCACCGGGCCGGGCUGGGCCCCCUCCCCCCCCACCGGGUGACGCUGGAGCUGGGAUCCCCCGACCGGGCCCCCCAGGGCGGGGGGCUGCUGCUAGAGCUGGAACAAGCCUUUGCCCAGCGGCUCCUGGACACCCUCGAGAUCCCCCCGGACCGCUUGGGGACACCCCCGGGGCAAUAAAAGCCGAAUUUGGGGUCA
This is a messenger RNA of Cinclus cinclus, 1315 nucleotides long. Its product is annotated as interferon regulatory factor 9-like. The transcript is spliced from 7 exons. NCBI's taxonomy places the organism in Eukaryota, Metazoa, Chordata, Aves, Passeriformes, Cinclidae. The record is from RefSeq and is a predicted model, not a curated record. Gene Ontology annotation, molecular function: protein binding; RNA polymerase II cis-regulatory region sequence-specific DNA binding; DNA-binding transcription factor activity, RNA polymerase II-specific. Gene Ontology annotation, biological process: immune system process; regulation of transcription by RNA polymerase II. Gene Ontology annotation, cellular component: nucleus. The coding region runs from base 254 to 1297 and encodes 347 amino acids.